This is a messenger RNA of Penicillium roqueforti, 1554 nucleotides long. RefSeq lists its product as uncharacterized. The transcript has 4 exons. The record is from RefSeq and is a predicted model, not a curated record. Gene Ontology annotation, biological process: proteolysis. The coding region runs from base 1 to 1554 and encodes 517 amino acids. Gene Ontology annotation, molecular function: serine-type carboxypeptidase activity. Lineage: Eukaryota; Fungi; Ascomycota; Eurotiomycetes; Eurotiales; Aspergillaceae.
AUGUUGAUUUUGGCAGCCUUUACUUCGUUGGUGGCCGUGGCCACGGCGGUACAAAAUCCGCAUGGCAGAGCUGCAUCUUUCAGAAAGCCUGCGAACGGUCUGCGCAAAAGAGAGCUUCCCGCUGCUUUGACUGAGCAUCAGUAUCUGAAUAACAAGACGGAAAAAUUCCAAGUGAACGGAACUCACUUCCCACAAGUUCCUUUCGACAUCGGCGAAAGCUAUGCCGGUCUUUUGUCGAAUAAGCCUCAUGGAGAAUCGAGCUUGUUCUUCUGGUUUUUCCCGUCUACCAACCCAGCUGCGGAAAAGGAGAUCACCAUCUGGCUGAAUGGAGGCCCAGGAUGCAGCUCGCUUGACGGCCUGUUACAAGAAAAUGGACCCUUCCUAUGGCAAUCUGGAGUGUACGAGCCUGUGCGCAACCCGUACUCAUGGACCAAAUUGACCAACAUCGUCUACAUCGACCAGCCUGCCAGCACGGGCUUUUCCCCCGGACCAUCCACGGUUGAAAAUGAGAUCGAUGUUUCGAAUCAAUUCAACGACUUCUGGGAGCGCUUCAUUAAAACCUUCAGCAUGGAGGGCUACAAGAUUUACCUCACUGGAGAGAGCUAUGCGGGCCAAUACAUUCCGUUUCUGGCAGACGGGAUGUUAAACCGCAACGAUACCACGCAUUUCAACCUCAAAGGCAUCCAGAUUAACGACCCUUCCAUUAAUGAUGAUGAUGUUAUGAUCUAUGCCCCGGCAGUGGCAGCGCUGAACCACUACUCCUCCGUUUUCGCACUGAACGACACCUUCAUGACAGAAAUCAACCACCGCGCCGACAAAUGCGGCUACACCAAAUUCUUAGACACAGCCCUAACCUACCCCCCACCCAAGAACUUCCCGACCGCACCAGACCCCAACAAGCCCGGCUGCGACGUCUGGGACGAGAUCGUAAAAGCAGCAAUCUACGUGAACCCCUGCUUCAACAUGUACCACCUAACAGACUUCUGCCCCUUCCUCUGGGACGAAAUGGGCUUCCCCUCGUUAGCCGGCGGACCCAACAACUACUUCAACAGCACCGCCGUCCAAGCAGCCCUCAACAUCCCACCAACAAACUACGCAGUCUGCGGCCCCCGAAUCUUCAACGACGGCGAUAAUUCCGUUCCCAGCGCACUCGGUCCCCUCCCUAGCGUCAUCGAGCGCACCAAUAACGUCCUCAUCGGCCAUGGCUGGUACGAUUACCUGCUCUUCGCCAACGGAACCCUCGCUACAAUCCAGAAUAUGACUUGGAAUGGAGCGCAGGGAUUCCAGAGACCUCCUGACGGGCCAUUGUUUGUGCCGUAUACGACUGCUCUCGAUGAUAUUGCUAAUGGGGCGGGGAGUACGCCUUGGACUGCUGAUUCCGGUGGCGGUAUUCUCGGAACGGCCCAUACCGAGCGUGGUCUGACCUUCAGCUCGGUCUAUACUGCCGGUCAUGAGAUCCCACAGUACACUCCCGGCGCGGCUUAUAGGCAGUUGGAGUUCUUGCUUGGGAGGAUUAAGAAUCUUCAGCAGACGGGGUCUUUUACGACAUUGUAA